CCUCCAUCGAGGAAGAUCCAGAUCGGAAAUGACCAACUGAGUAUACCUCUUAUGUACACUCCACUUGUGAGAUAAGGAAAAAAAAAAAAAAGAGCCAUGCGUAGUGGUUUUCGUAGGCAUGACAAACGAAUGUGUGCAUUUAAUUCACUCAUCCGGGAGCCCAUUCACAGUGCAUACUUCCAUACGCUUAUAUGUCGUGGAAACUCUGUGGCGUUUCUGCAGAGACCAUUUUGACCACCUCCACAGUGUUCUGUACAUUCGUGGGAACAUCACACAAAGAUAGCGCGUGGAAGAAUUCUUCCCUUUUUUUUUUUGCAAAUUGGGUUAAGGGCUACCCCCCUCGCGGAUUUACACCGUGGUAAGAAACCUCCUGGGGUGCGCGUCGAAGCUGGAGAAAGAGGGGGAGAACUGCAGCCGGGCCAAGUGUGCCUCAUCGUAUAAAGAAUUCUAAGGGGGAGGCUCAUCACCGCAUCGUUGCAGAAGUUGUUAGCGGCCGUUGAAAUUACCCCCCUCCCCUCGUCGAUUCGCUAUCCCCCCACCAUGCACCGGCUCAGGUGGAUGCGGAGCGCUCCGCUCAGGCGGUACUCCAAGUUGAGCGGCACAGUUGGCGGGAAGGUUAGCGGAAGUGGCGGCAAGGCCGGUUGCGUGGUGGGGGCCCCCCCCCUCUGUAGACACUUCUCCAGCGGCGAAAGCGCCAACCUGAAGAAGAGCCCAGCCAGCAAAAGAGACGAAAAUAAGUGUAGCAACAAAAUGGGGAAAAUAUCGCAAGUCAUAGGCGCCGUGGUGGACGUAGAAUUUGAAGACACCCCCCCAUCCAUUUUAAACGCUCUUGAAACGGAAUUGGAAGAUAAAAAAAUCAUCUUAGAGGUGGCACAACAUUUGGGGAACAAAGUGGUGAGGACCAUCGCCAUGGAUGCAACGGAUGGGUUGGUCAGAGGGCAAAAAGUUUUAGAUAGUGGGAAACCAAUAUCGGUGCCAGUCGGCAAAGAAACGCUUGGAAGAAUUAUGAAUGUCAUUGGGGAACCUAUAGACGAAUGUGGGGAUAUAAAAUGUACAAAAAUGUUGCCCAUUCAUAGAGAACCCCCCUUAUUUACAGACCAGAGCACCGAGCCGGCUCUCCUAAUUACAGGCAUUAAGGUGGUGGAUCUGAUAGCCCCAUACGCCAAGGGGGGGAAAAUAGGCCUAUUUGGCGGCGCAGGAGUGGGAAAAACGGUCCUAAUCAUGGAGCUAAUAAACAACGUAGCGAAGAAGCAUGGGGGGUAUUCCGUCUUCGCAGGAGUUGGUGAAAGGACAAGAGAAGGCAACGACCUCUAUCACGAAAUGAUAACCACUGGGGUAAUAAAAAAAAAAAAAAUCGGAAAUGGGCAAUAUGAUUUCAAUGGGUCUAAGGCAGCUCUGGUUUAUGGGCAGAUGAAUGAACCACCUGGAGCUCGUGCGAGAGUUGCCCUAACUGGUUUAACGGUGGCCGAAUACUUUAGAGAUGAAGAAAACCAAGACGUGCUACUCUUUGUAGAUAACAUUUACAGAUUUACGCAGGCAGGGUCCGAGGUCUCAGCUCUGUUAGGUCGUAUCCCAUCUGCUGUUGGAUAUCAACCCACUUUAUCCACCGAUUUGGGAGCCCUACAGGAGAGAAUCACCACGACGAAAAAUGGCUCCAUCACAUCUGUUCAGGCUGUGUAUGUACCUGCAGAUGAUUUGACAGACCCUGCACCUGCCACGACCUUUUCUCAUCUGGACGCAACGACGGUGCUCUCUAGAUCGAUUGCAGAAUUAGGUAUUUACCCUGCUGUCGACCCGUUGGAUUCUACCUCCCGUAUGUUAACGCCAGAUAUUGUUGGUGCAGAGCAGUACGAAGUGGCUAGAAAUGUGCAGCAAAUUCUACAGGAUUAUAAGUCCUUGCAAGAUAUCAUCGCCAUUUUAGGAAUCGAUGAGCUGUCAGAACAGGAUAAGCUGACCGUCGCCCGGGCAAGGAAGGUUCAGAGGUUCCUGUCGCAACCCUUUGCCGUGGCCGAGGUGUUUACGGGCAAGCCGGGCAGGUUCGUCGAGUUGGAGGACACCAUCAAGGGCUUUUCGGAGCUGCUCAAGGGCAACUGCGACGACCUGCCCGAAAUGGCCUUCUACAUGGUGGGCGGCCUGGAGGAGGUGCGCUCCAAGGCGGUGGAGAUGGCCAAGCAGGUGUCCUGA
Messenger RNA from Plasmodium vivax (malaria parasite P. vivax), 2184 nucleotides. Its product is annotated as ATP synthase beta chain, mitochondrial precursor, putative. The transcript has a single exon. The record is from RefSeq and is a predicted model, not a curated record. NCBI's taxonomy places the organism in Eukaryota, Apicomplexa, Aconoidasida, Haemosporida, Plasmodiidae. Bases 541 to 2184 code for a protein of 547 amino acids. Gene Ontology annotation, molecular function: ATP binding; proton-transporting ATP synthase activity, rotational mechanism; ATP hydrolysis activity. Gene Ontology annotation, biological process: proton transmembrane transport; proton motive force-driven mitochondrial ATP synthesis.